Messenger RNA from Lasiosphaeria miniovina, 902 nucleotides. Its product is annotated as ribonuclease H-like domain-containing protein. The coding region runs from base 143 to 685 and encodes 180 amino acids. Gene Ontology annotation, cellular component: mitochondrion. The transcript has 4 exons. Gene Ontology annotation, molecular function: nucleic acid binding; 3'-5'-RNA exonuclease activity. The record is from RefSeq and is a predicted model, not a curated record. NCBI's taxonomy places the organism in Eukaryota, Fungi, Ascomycota, Sordariomycetes, Sordariales, Lasiosphaeriaceae.
GUCCUUGGAAUCGGGAAACAAGUAAUUCAAAGCGAGACACCGAGCAUACCGUCCCAACCUAUUCAACGUCCGACCUUGUGCACCCUAGGCGGCGAAAACUUCUAUGCGGAUGGCGCUCGUUUGGAUCGAUUGCGAGGGCUAGAUGACGGGGCUUGACCCGGAUAAAGACUCCAUUAUAGAGAUAUUCUGUCUCGUCACCAACGGCCAGCUAGAUUUUCUCGACAAAUCUGGUUGGGGCACCGUUGUUUACCAACCCAAGGAGCGCAUGGAUUCCAUGGACGACUGGUGUAUUUCUGUACACGGAACAAGUGGGCUCACCACCGCCGCGAUCGAGUCGACUGUGACGCCCGAGCAAGCAGCCGACGAGUUAUUGUCCUACAUUCAGCGACUUGUCCCGGACAAGGGCGUCGCGCUUCUGGCCGGAAACAGCGUGCACGCAGACCGCGCUUUUCUUCGAAAGGCCCCUUACAAUAAAGUCCUUGAGCACCUACACUACCGUAUCUUGGAUGUAAGCAGCCUAAAGGAGGCUGCUCGCAGAUGGUGCCCCGAAAUUGCCUUAGGGGUUCCAGCCAAGAAGGGACUCCAUCAGGCGAAACAAGAUAUAAUUGAAAGCAUAGAAGAAGCUAGGUACUACAGGUCGACACUAUUUCAGCCACACCGGGUGGUUAAAAGUGCUCGUCCUUAAUACCGUCAACCACAAUCCAGCCGCUGUCAAAGUUUCGAGCACGUAUACGGACUAGGGAUGAUAAUUUUGAAUGUCAUCUUUGUUAAUGGGGACGCCACCCACCCUCCUGGUGUAUGUUCCGUUUAUGGAAGUUCAGGUCUUAACGUCAGGCUCAUCCCGGCCCACAAACUCCUUGAACUUCAGCAGUUCUGUUGCCAUCUUGAUUUCAGGUCUGAGG